This is a messenger RNA of Cavenderia fasciculata, 4356 nucleotides long. Its product is annotated as WD40 repeat-containing protein. NCBI's taxonomy places the organism in Eukaryota, Evosea, Eumycetozoa, Acytosteliales, Cavenderiaceae. The coding region runs from base 1 to 4356 and encodes 1451 amino acids. The transcript has 8 exons. Gene Ontology annotation, cellular component: cytoplasmic vesicle. Gene Ontology annotation, biological process: regulation of Rab protein signal transduction. The record is from RefSeq and is a predicted model, not a curated record.
AUGGAGAAAUCUAUAAACACUACCACCACCAGCAGCAGCUCUAGUAGUUUGAAUUGCGGUGACAUUAAUAGUAGUAAUAAUAAUAAUAGUAAUAACAAUCAAACUCAAAAUUCUACUACAACUGAAGAAUUAUGUGGUAGUAGUACUAACGACAGCAAUAUAAAUCAAACAACUACAACUGUAUCUACUACUCCUGUAUCUACUACUACUACUACACCUCAAUCAACUCAACAUCUAUAUCCUAAUGAUUUAGAUUUAGAUUUAACAAAUAAUAAUAAUAAUAAUAAUAAUAAUAAUAAUAGUAGUGAACCAUUAAAAGUAGUAGAAGAUACAAUGAGGGAAAGAACAGCUACGACAACAUCGACAACAUCAACUUCGUCAGUGUCAUCAACUUCGUCAUCAUCAUUGUCAUCACCAGUAGGAGCAGCGACAGCAGAGUCAUCAUAUCUAAGGUUGAUAGAUUAUUUUAUCGUUUGUGGAUUGAAUCGAUCGAUUGUUGUAAAUCAUGCAGACCGACCAUAUCAAGCUGAAAUACUUGAUAGGUUCCCAUUACAUAAUCAUGAUAAUGCUCCUCUUCCUUCUCAUUAUUGGAUGUUUUGUUUUCCAAAAGGAUUAAUGUUGAGAGAGACAAUGACCGAUCCAUCACUUUCAAUGUUUUGUUUGACAGAGUUUGAUGGAGCAAGAUUCUAUGCCAGCUCAUUAAUAUAUUAUAUACCAAUUCCAAAGGAUAGAAAUGAAUCAUCAAUCAAAACAUUGUAUAAACCUGUAUCUAUAAAUUUAUUAUCAAGAUUCCCAUGCUAUGAUAUUCUUCGAAAUAUAUUAAGGUAUUUGUAUCGUUGUACCAGACCCGGUGUGAAACUUGGUCUGCCAAUCGAACGAAUCAUUUCAAAUAUCAUACAUGAUCUACCACGUCCAAUUCCUGGAUACAAAUUCAUAUUUAAUUUACCUACUUUUAAUCAUCAUCAUAUUAAUAAUAAUAAUCCAAAUAAUAAUAAUAAUAAUAAUCAAAAUCAAAAUCAAUCGACUAACCAAAUCACCACUACCGAAUCAUUCCAAUACCAUCAAACUAACCGACCAAGUUUACCAAAUGUUGAUAUAUCAUUUAAAUUCAUAUUUAAUUGUAUUGGUAUACAAAAUGUAUUAAAGAUAUUUUCAUUAAUUUUACAUGAAAGAAAGAUAUUAUUCUUUUCAUCAAAUGAAACCUUGUUGACUACUGCGUGCGAGUCAAUUGCUCAUUUACUCUAUCCAUUCCAAUGGCCACAUGUAUUUAUUCCCAUUCUACCAAAUAUUUUAAUCGAUUUUUUACAAGCUCCUACUCCUCUUAUCGUUGGUAUGCACAAUACUACCAAAAAUUUAGAUAUUGAAUUCACUGAUAUUAUUGUUGUAAAUCUUGAUCAAUCAACAUUAAAUAUUCCAUCAAAUAUAGCAGUACCUAAUCUACCAGAAAAAGAAGUUAAAUUGCUUGAAAGUAGAUUAUCUAAAAUAUUAUUUCCUGAAAUGUGGAAUGUCCAUUUGGCAUUCCCAUCAUCAUCAUCAUCACUAUUAGAGUCAUCUGUAGAACAAUAUGAAAACCAAUUGGAUGUUAAUGCCAAGAUAAGGUCUUGUUUCCUCAGCUUCUUUUUAUCCUUUUUCCACAAUGUCAACGAGUAUCGAUACCUCUUGAGAAAGUAUCCAAAACCAAUCACCUCAUUUAAUACUGCUUCAUUUUUAAUCAAACAUAAUAAUACUGAAGUUGUUAACUUUUUAACAUCAGUUUUGGAAACAUCAGCUGUAACAUCAUUCCUUGAUCAGAAUAUAUCGAGUGGAUCAUUUUUCUAUUAUAUUUGUAAAUUACACGAACAAGAGGUUAGUUUGAAUCCGACGACUACCUUUUACGACACUAUUGUCAAGUCGCUGGCAGACACGCAGAGUCAUCUCGGCGACUUGGAGGUGAUCCAACCACCAGGAGCAGACGACUCGCCAAUCAGUAGCGACGGUGCUGAAGAGUUGUUGGAAUACUCGUACCAAAAUGGAAUUCCAGAGUUGAAUGAAACCAACUUUUCUACGCGUGGUCAUUUUUCCGUUAGUUGUAGUAUUACUCGUGCCAAACCAUUCAAACCGUCUCUUCCUUUGCAACAACAGACACCAGUGGUAUCACCAGAGAAACCACACCACCCUCAACUACAACACCAACAAUCGGCGGUUCAACUUCGAAAAGAGUCAUUGUUAAAGUCACCUAGCAGCAACAACAUUAUUCCAAGCUCACCGAGCAAUGGAAACCCAUUGACUAGUAUCAAGCUAAACAGCGAUCAAGAACUACUCAAAGAGUUUAUACAAAAGUAUACAGAGAUGAUAUUCGAGGACGAGCAUACUGUGUCUCAUAAAGGUGGAGCGGUUGAUUUGGAACAACAGAAUCUACUACUCAACCUAUUUACAUUGGCCAAGAGUAGAGAGUACUUUGUCGAGGCAUUGUCAGCAAUUGAAAUAUCACACAAAAAAGUAUUAUUCUUUUUAGGCAACUGGCGUCUCUUUUUACUGGUUGAAAUCAUUAAAAAGAUAUUCAACGAGUGUGACCAUGCAGCCGACUUUAAAACAGCGUCACUCUUGUUGACGCGUAUCAACGAUAUCUAUUAUUCAACUGCACAUAAUACAUCUCCUGGUGGAGGUGGUGGACAGAUGGUUGGAAAUAACCUGGUUGGCGCAGCGACUGCUUUAAAAUCAGAGCAGGAUAUUCAGCUGCCACUAUGCAACCAUUUCCUCAAUCUUGGGUUAUGGCGAAACACACAUUUUUGGGAAUCAUGUUUCUUUGACAAUGUGCAAUCGUCGAGAAAGGAAAAGUUGACACCUAUAUUCCACGACUAUCUAUUUGAUGAUUGGGAGUUGUACAAUGCCGACAAACAGAGACAAUUGGUCGAGACUGAAGAGAAUGUUCUCUUUUCCAUCCUCAGUUCAUUUGCCUAUCAAAUGAUCCGUCUCAAAGUAUCCACCGUCGAAACAUCCCGGUUCGUCUCUCGUAUGGCAUCCCUCACCUCCCUCAACGACGACCAUGUAGAUACACUCGAAGAACUAGUCGAACGUAUCUUUAAAGCUCAUGCAAUCGAAUCAAGUAACCUACCAAAUCAAAAUAAUAAUAAUAAUCAUAUUAAUGAUACAUCUCAUUUUAACAAAUCUGAUAUUAAAUAUUUUACAGGAUCAGUUAGAAGAAAUAUAGAGAUUGAAAAGGAUGGAGCUAAACAAAUCUAUACUAAACUGAUUGAAAAUAAGAGGAAAAAGGAAAGGGUACAUGAAAAUUCAUUGGGUGGUGGUCAGACUUUGGGUCGUGCAAGUCACGAGAAUUUAAAGGAAAAGGGUGUAAUGGAUAUGACGACGACGACAAGUACAGUGUCACAAGAUAGAACAGUUGAUAAAAAGGAUGGACAUACAGUGACGACACUCAAGGGUGGAUCAUUUAUUUUAAAUCCAAAUAGUGGUGGAGGUGGAGGUGGAGCAGGAGGAGCAGGAGCUCAAAACAUUCCAGUCAACAAAAGUACAAUAGAAAGAGUUCAAAAACAACAACAACAAUUAAAGAAAUCAAAUAUUCUAAAUACUAGUAUUGGUAAUUUACGUAGUAGUAUUAAUAGUCUUGGUAGUAGUGGUGGUAGUGGUAGCGGUGGUAGUAUUAUAUUAUCAAAUUCUUCUUCCUCAUCCUCUUCAUCCUCUUCAUCAUCCUCAUUAUCAUCAUCGACAGUUUCAUCAUUGUCAUCUUCAACUUCAUCCAUUCCCAUUUCAACCCCUCCACAAUCUUCUCCAAACCAUAUUAUUAAUAAUAACGUUGGGAAUGGUGCACUAUUAACAUCUGGAAAUGGAUCAGGGUAUUCAAGACCAAUGGGAAUUACAAAGACCAAAGGAGGACCUAUUAUUACUGAAAAGGAAAAGGAAAAGGAACGACCCUCGUCUGAUUCACCUUCAAUGUCAUCAUCAUUUUUAAAUUCUGUUGGUUUAAUGCCAUCUCAUCAUCGAUCUAUGAAUGAAUCGGAACUGUCAAACAGUCUUACAUUUGGAAGUAGCAGUAGUUCAUUUGGCAAUGGUAAUAGUGGUAAUAAUACACCAUCAAAUGGUGUUGGUGUCCAAUCGACAUCUUCAUCAACCACUUCAACACCAUCUACAUCUCCCACCAAUAUUGUUCGUAGUCAAUUGACCAGUAGUUAUAGUGGAGGAGGUAAUAAUAGUGGUUGGCAAAUAGGUUCACCUUCAUCAAAAUCUAGAAUUCAUCAUUCACCACCUUCAUCAUCCUCAUCCUCAUCCUCCUCAUCUUCCUCCUCAACGUCAUCUUCAGCAAUAUCGUCACCGACAUCACCAUCAUCAACAUCCUCACAACCAACAAAUAAAUCACCAUAA